CAAGCACAAGAGAAUGAGUUGCUGCAUCUGGGUAUAUAAGGUACAGGACAUGUGCUGGUAUACCACUGAUGCCAUGCAGAGAGAGCUCCACAGAUAGGACUGACUGCCAUUUGGUGACACUAACAACGACCAGGCAUUUCUAGCUAUUUUGGUAUUCUCGCUUUAUUCAGACUGUUUUGGACUUGUGUGAGCACUGAACAUGAACACUACAGCAAGGUUCCUGCACAUCCUGUUUGUGUGUAUGUGUGUGUCGGCUGUUCAAGCGCGGAUCUGGGCCUGGAUGCUAUCGAUGCCAUACAGCCCACCAGAAGAAGGACCUAUAGGGCUGAGAGAAAGAGAGACAGAGACAUCGCCUAACAGCCAAAAGGGUGAUAUGGUGGCCUGUGACCAUGAUCGUGCCUGUGGAAAGGGUUUCUCCUGUGACCGCCACUUUGGCCUGUGUGUUCCCCUAAGACAAGAAGGGAAAUAUUGCCGGCGAGAUGCCCAGUGUGUGCGAGGACUCAGCUGCAUGUUCGGCAGAUGCAUCCGGAGCAUUCCAGAAGGACAGGAAGGUGCCAGGUGUAAAGUAGACAAGGACUGUGGGGCUUCGAUGUGUUGUGCCCGUCAUCAUGGUGAGAGGGUGUGUAAGCGUCGACUGGUACUGGGAGAGAGCUGCUUCGUGCCAGAUGGAGGACUGGCAUUUAGCAUCAACCAGAUCUGUCCAUGUGAUGAGGGCCUGCUGUGUCGUGGAAAUGGUCAGCCACAAAAAAGAGAGACGGAGUUUGCAUACAAUCCUGAUUCAACCAGCUGGACCUGCCAGGUUCCAAAACACUGAGAGCGUCCUACUGUAAACCUAAUUUAUUGAACUCUUGUAUAUACUGCUUUUAAAUUGUACAUAUAAAUAAAGGGUUUAUUCUUUCAA
Messenger RNA from Pangasianodon hypophthalmus (striped catfish), 901 nucleotides. Its product is annotated as dickkopf-related protein 3. Bases 200 to 814 code for a protein of 204 amino acids. Gene Ontology annotation, molecular function: co-receptor binding; receptor antagonist activity. NCBI's taxonomy places the organism in Eukaryota, Metazoa, Chordata, Actinopteri, Siluriformes, Pangasiidae. The transcript has 4 exons. Gene Ontology annotation, cellular component: extracellular region. Gene Ontology annotation, biological process: negative regulation of canonical Wnt signaling pathway; multicellular organism development. The record is from RefSeq and is a predicted model, not a curated record.